CUUGAAUUUGUCGAUUAAAGAGCCUUCAUCAGAUUCCAGGAUUCUACGGCGCCGUCCUGGCUGCGUUAUUCGAUGUGUGGGCUCGGGCAGCCUUGGCAGCCAGCCUCGACGAGCAUUGCCGUCUUCGACCACUUCUUCCAGCCGGAGCCUGAUCCUCUUAUAUUCAACUUAACCUAUAGAAUUAGAUGGAGACUCGAUGACUGGGCACUACCUUUCAGUCCCGGCUUUGACCAUUUUUUCGAACCCAAAGCUAAUGGCGUUAGAUUCAUGCUGAGUAAAAAAGAAUGGAUAGUUUUAGCAGCGCAUCUCUACUGCGCUGCAGUCGUCAUCUUCGCAUUUGGCCAUGGUCUAUCCCUCCCCUUGUACAUUUCUAAAUUCCACGCACGCCUGUUGAAGCAACCACCACCUCAACGUAUAUGGAGCAUAAUUGGCCGUAUCUGGGAGAAUCUCGAUCCAUUCAUGUCUCGAUGCAGAUCGAUGAGCAGGUUCUGCAAGGCAUUCAGUGUUAGUCUUCUGGUAUGGGCAUAUUUCCAGUUAGUCUUUGCGCAUUUACGCCACGAAAUUUUCCCUGCUUCUUCUGUGCGAAUUGUCGACUACAACUUCAUCCUCAAGUUUAUUGCCGUGGGAUGUUGUUUUCAGGCUGCGUGUGAAGAUCUUGAGAGCAACCUUAUCCGAUUGCUGAAUCCGAAAUAUGUCAACCUCCUCAAAAAGUUAUGGUUACUUCUCAACUGGAUGACUAUUGGCUUCAGAUGUGUUGACUUCGUUCCAUCGGACUUGAGCUGGGCAAUGGAUCGCAUUACCGCCGCUCACACCUUUCGAGCCAUCUCGCGCCUCAUAAACUUUCGGUUUGGACUUCAGGUGCAGGAGAGGACUGUGCUACCAAGAAGCUGGUGGAACUGCCGCUUUGAAUUGAAGCCCUACAAUCCUUGGGCGUUCUCCCAAAGAAAUAAUGAUGUUGAGCGACUAGGAUUCGACGCCUUUAAGUUUAUCCCUUUUGGGUCACCCCCCCUCCAUUAUUACUGGUACUUUGUCCCGGUUCUUUCUGCUGUGCCAAUCACAAUUGCAGUAUCCAUCUGGGCAGGUGAUAAACACAUUCUGCUCUCUAUUUGGAAUCUCGCACUACUUUUCGCAAUGGUUCCUGUUCUAUCAACUACGGUAACAGUUAUCCACUCCUCCAAUCGAUACCACGAUUUGGACAAACAAAGUCUGAUCUGGUUCCUCUUCGUGAUGAUGAACAUUCUUUUCACAUUUUGCAACGAUUCCAAUGACCCACUUGGCUCAAUUUGCCCUGGAACAGAGAAGUAGUUAUGGCUGGUCAAAUAUCAAGUAAGUGUUCUGUGGAGUUUCGAGAUCUGAAAAGU
This is a messenger RNA of Hyaloscypha bicolor E, 1361 nucleotides long. RefSeq lists its product as uncharacterized. The record is from RefSeq and is a predicted model, not a curated record. Lineage: Eukaryota; Fungi; Ascomycota; Leotiomycetes; Helotiales; Hyaloscyphaceae. Bases 73 to 1305 code for a protein of 410 amino acids. The transcript has 3 exons.